UUAACUUCCUGUUUGAGUUGUGAUGCUUUUGUUUUGAAGGCUCAUUUUCUUGUUUAUCUGUGCAAAGGCAGCUUAACAUAAAUCAAAAGAUAAAUUAUAACAGAGUUUAUAAAAUGUAAAACAGACAAAAGGAAUGUUUUUGAUGUAAAUACAUAUUUGUUUUAAAUGGAGUGUGAUCUAAAUUAUGCAUUUAUUUAAUUAUACCCAAAACUAAAGUUAAUUUACAUUGUAAAGGUCAUUUCAAGUUAAGUUAAAAUGAAUCAGUAAAGUAUGUAAAGUACCUUCUCACUAAUAUGGUUGAAUUAAGUACAGUACAUUUGUUUCUUUACCAGCCAUUUGUCUAAUCAUCUCAUCACUGCAAUGGUCAACUAAAGGCCUUUCUGUCAAACUAGAGCAGCAAUCUUCAGAAACAGAUUCUCUGCAUGGGUCAUUUUCAAAUUUAUGUUGGCAUUUUCUAACAUCAUAAUGUUAAAAUAAUAAUGCUAUUCAUACCGAAAUGAAUCAGUGGCAUUUUAAUGCAGGGAGAUAAAGAAAAGAAAAGAGAAUCAGGGACAAAACUCACUGAUUGCUUAACUAAACCUGUCCUGUCCUGCAGGUUUUAGAUGAGCCACAGGUACGAAACCCUGGAAUGAAACGGCUUCAUCACCUCCUCCUGGUGUGGAUCGGUUCUCCAGAACCUUAAUGACCUCAUUAUUCUAUUCAAGUGCUGCAGAUGCUCAUCUAAAGGUUGGAGGACAGCGGGACUCCAGGACUGGAGUUUGAGACCUGUGGUAUAGCUGUUAGCCUAGUGGUUAGCAUAGCUGUUAGCCUAGUGGUUAACUUUGGAGCAGGCUAGCUUCACUGAAUUAAUCACCCUGGUAGCUAAUGUUACUGCUUUAAGCUAGGAUAUUGGGAAAAUCCUGGGUCAACUUGCUAUCCUGGUUUUGUGAAGCGGAUCUGCUGUUUGUCAGCUUGUUUUUCUUUCAUCUUUCUGACUGAUUUGAAAUUAGGAGAUUUGUUUGAGUGUCUUGGAAGUGCAGCGAUUGUUGGAUUUUUUACCCUCUCCUCAGAUGCUACUAUCUCAGCUGAUGUACAACCAAACUACCUAAGACCCGCGAAGCAGCUUUUAUUCAACCCUGCAACGUUUCUACCAUCCUGGUCCCAGGAGACGUCAUGUCCUCUGCCUCCAGCCUCCACUCAGCAAUCUGUCCAUCUGGCAUCUACAGUACAUCAGUUCAAAACAUGAGUCAGUCCAUUGAGGUUCUGGACCAACGGACGCAGAGGGACAUGCAGUUUGUUGAGAAGAUGGAGAUGCAGCUGAAAAGUCUUGAAAACAAAUUCAAACAAGUGGAGGAGGGCCAUGAGAGCAACAUUGCCAGGCAGUACAAGUCCAUUAAAGCCAAGAUGGAGGAGCUGCGUCCUCUCAUCCCGGUUCUGGAAGCCUACAAGGCAGAUGCUCUGCUGGUCCGACAGUUUAAAGAGGAAGCAGCCAAUGUGACGGAGCUGCUGGGAUCACUGCAGGAACAACUGGGAGGACUGGACUACCAGGAGGUCCACAGCCGGGUCAUGGACCUGGAGAACCGUCUGCGCGCCUGCAUGCAGAGGCUUGCUUGUGGGAAACUUACAGGAAUAUCAGAACCUAUCACAAUGAAAACAUCUGGGUCCAGAUUUGGUUCGUGGAUGACCGACCCGCUGGCUUCAGUUGGAGACAACAGAGUGUGGUACAUGGAUGGUUAUCACAACAAUCGCUUUGUCAGGGAGUACCAGUCAAUGUAUGACUUCAUGACAACAGAUAACUUCACGUCCCAUCGCCUGCCUCAUCCGUGGUCCGGUACUGGCCAAGUUGUUUAUAAUGGAUCCAUUUACUAUAACAAGUUUCAGAGUCACACCAUAAUCAAAUUUGACUUUAGCACAUCACUUAUCAGCCGCUCCAGACAGCUUGACUUUGCCGGUUACAACAACAUGUACCAUUACUCAUGGGGUGGGCACUCUGAUAUCGACCUCAUGGUGGACGAGGGCGGGCUCUGGGCUGUGUAUGCAACCAAUCAAAAUGCUGGCAACAUUGUGCUGAGCAAAUUAAAUCCAAACACUCUUCAAAUAAUCCGCAGUUGGACCACCAACCACCCAAAGCGAAGUGCCGGUGAGGCCUUCAUGAUCUGCGGAACAUUGUAUGUCACCAAUGGUUACUCAGGAGGAACUAAGGUUUACUACGCCUUCUCUACCAACUCCUCCACCUACGAGUACAUUGACAUUCCCCUGACCAACAAAUACAGCCACUUGUCCAUGCUCGAUUACAAUCCUAGAGACAGAGCACUUUAUGCCUGGAACAACGGCCACCAAGUUCUGUAUAAUGUAACGCUUUAUCAUAUAAUACAGUAACUAGACUGUAUUGUUCCUCUGUGUCACAGUUUGAUAUAUGAUUCUCACAUAAGACUCUACAUUUUCUCUCACAUUUUCUGACUUUAAGACAAAAGCAAUUAUUCAGAUAAUUUAUGUGCUUCCAGGGCAAAUAGGUUCACUGACUGAAACUGUUGAUCACAGCUGCAGAGAACCAUAAAACCGACUGUUCCUCGCUCAAACCCUCUCUGCACUACACAGUUUUACAGGUGUUUCUUAGCAUGGGACGCUACAAUAAGAUGUCAGCGUGUCAAUCGUGGACAAAUAAAAAACAGCACUCUAAGAACUAUGGAACUCCAAAAGUAUUUCUGAUUUGAUAAGUUUUUUAAAUUGUUUCAGCACCAAAUAUUGGAUUAAGAUGCCUGUUGUGAAUUUUACCCAGAGCUUUCUCUUUUCAUUCACAAGUCAUAUAAACCUUAACGCUGGGCUGGAAAUCAUUAAUCAAGCUGUUAAAAACAUUUCUAUUCUCAAAGACUGCUGUAAAAAAGGUUUUUUAAGGAACCAAAAAGUAAUGAAAGUGUUUCUAGUUUAAGAAACUAACCAGAUACUCCUGGUUUUUGUAAUUUCCCAAGUCCAGACAUUUUCUUGGUACUGAAAAUAUGGAACAAAGUACUGGACUGUUAACUUUUAGAUGUUAAAAUGUUAUUUUAUUGUUAAAGAUUUUAGGAAAUUCAUUGAUUUAUUUUCCUCAAAUUGUUCCUUUUAGCCUUGAAGUCACUUGCUUUCUAAAUUACAACAAAGUGUUUAAAUAAAAUAUAUUUAUUGUUUUGGGAUUGUUUGUAUUUUUUUCAGAAUCUAUAACUUUAGGAUUCCAAUUCAAAAUGGAAUUUUAUGAUUUUUUUAAAUGUAACAUAUCAAACAGCAAUAGUUAUUGUUCUUUUUUGCAAAUAAGUAUUGUUAGAACUUUUUGUAGGACAAGCAGAACUUUAAAGUCUGUAACUUUUCGUAUGACUUUCUGUGCUAUCAGCUUAGUUUGUGAAACAUCAUUUCUACUGAAAUAUAAACCCUUUUUUCCUGAAUAACAAAAAUCCACAUUUACUUAAAUGAUGCUAAUAUUCUAUGGUGUUUCUCAGUUUUUUUUUUUACAUACAAGCAGAUUUUUUUAUAGACUCAGAAAAUUAAUUUAUUGGCUUGUGAAAUAAUUUUGUUCAUUUUGGUGUUCGGUGCCAUGUAAAGUAAUCCAAAUGGAUCCAUUAAUUAUAGAUAUGGUUAACAGUUUGACUGUUUAUUCUAUUGGUUUGUGUAGAUUUUGUGUAACCAUUAAUACAAGUCAAGAAUCAACAUGAACAUUUUCACUGUUUUGUGUAGAUUAAGCAAAUAAAAGUGGGAACUGUG
This is a messenger RNA of Xiphophorus maculatus (southern platyfish), 3711 nucleotides long. RefSeq names its product noelin-like. The record is from RefSeq and is a predicted model, not a curated record. Bases 1153 to 2358 code for a protein of 401 amino acids. The transcript has 5 exons. Lineage: Eukaryota; Metazoa; Chordata; Actinopteri; Cyprinodontiformes; Poeciliidae. Gene Ontology annotation, biological process: signal transduction.